Rhipicephalus microplus (southern cattle tick) is the source of this 1504-nucleotide messenger RNA. Its product is annotated as dermonecrotic toxin SPH. Gene Ontology annotation, molecular function: phosphoric diester hydrolase activity. Gene Ontology annotation, biological process: lipid metabolic process. The record is from RefSeq and is a predicted model, not a curated record. Lineage: Eukaryota; Metazoa; Arthropoda; Arachnida; Ixodida; Ixodidae.
AUGGACCAUUUGAUGAGGCUUGCAGUCUGGAUCAGUAUGACAGUCAACUACUUCCUCAUAGCCUCCCUCGCGUUACUGAAGAUCUGUUGCGCAGAGCUGACGCAGCCACAAUAUUAUGAUCCUACGCCGCCACGGAGAGCUGACGGCAGGCGUCCCUUCUACAUCAUCGGCCACAUGGUCAAUUCGGUCGAAGAGAUAGACCAAUUCCUCCGCCAGGGCUCCAAUGCUCUCGAGGCUGACAUCGAAUUCGCCGAGAAUGGCACUGUUGUCGGGACUUACCACGGAAUGCCAUGCGACUGCUUCCGGGGCUGCUUUAAGAGAACGCCGAUUUCGAAGUUCCUAGAACACCUUCGGAAUGUUACCUCCAUGCGAGAUUCAAGAUUCAGAGGUCAAAUGAGUCUUCUAUUCCUCGACUUGAAGACAACGAAGCUUUCGAAAUCUGCAAAGCCAGUAGCGGGUGUGACGCUUGCCUAUCAUCUCGUGAAGCACCUUUGGAAAGACGUGCAUCCAAGGUACAGAAUGAACGUAUUACUUUCCAUCGGCUACGUCAAGGAUCGUGACGUCACCAGAGGGGCCAUCUCAUAUUUAAUGAAGAAAGGACAUGGAGCUCUUUUACGGAACAUCGGUUUUGACGUGGGUAUGAAUGACCCCCUUAAGAGUAUCGCACGUAUGUACAAGAAGCUGCAGAUCAAUGGUCACCGCUGGCAAGGAGACGGACUCUCAAACUGCCUGAGGUUCAUCAUGCCCUUGGACAGGCUCAAGGCGGCGGUGAAGUUACGGGACAGUGAGCGUGGUUAUAUCGACAAGGUCUACCACUGGACCAUAGACCUGCCAUUUUACAUAGCCAAGAGUGUCAGGCUUGGCGUCGACGGUAUCAUCACCAAUCAGCCUCACAACGUGCUCGGCGUUGUCACGAGCAUUUUCUUUCAAAAGCGUCUCAAGGUUGCCACCAUGAAAGACAGUCCUUGGCAGAGGUUCCGCCGAAGUCCGCAGGAAGUACUCGAAGACGAGGGAAACAACGAUACGAAUAUCGUCGCGGGAGGGGAAGAGACACCCAGUGAAUAAGCGAUACCCCGAGUCCACAAGCAAGCGCAUUGCCCGCGUACUUCUUCACUCGAGUACAUUGAAUCCUAGAGUUUCCUAUAAGUACACUAGAAGAAAGUAUUUUUCAUGGGAGCCGCAACACAUGGGGCUUCAGGCAGCAUGGGAAUAAUGGGAAGUGCACAAAUUUCUCCAAACUUCGUUCCUCCCGCUUCGUUUGGCUACCUUGUGGCUUGGAUUCGCUCUGCCACCAGACGAAGUUCAGCAAAGCAUUAGCAGUUACGCUUCCCAACCUUCACAUCACUCGAGCUCACCGAUUCAAAUCGGGUCACGGAGUUCACAAUGGUUUGUUCUUUUAUUCAGAGCAAAGCCAGAGCAUCGAAAUGAACAAAUACACAAAUGCGUUCUAAGCCGCGAACGCAAAAGCUGGGCAAACUUCUGUACUACCCAUAAUUUCCAUAGU